Lymnaea stagnalis (great pond snail) is the source of this 9333-nucleotide messenger RNA. The record is from the annotation of a GenBank genome assembly. NCBI's taxonomy places the organism in Eukaryota, Metazoa, Mollusca, Gastropoda, Lymnaeidae.
GCUGGUAUGAAGAUGCAGACUGAUCUCAAGAUAGUUGCUUUACUUUUGGUUGUAUACGUGGCAUCCUCACUUGGAGGUAAAGACUAUACUUGAUUAUAUCAAAUGUAUCUAAUAUUCAUUUAAGCUUUUCUCUUUUCCUUUAAAAGUAAAUAAUCAUUUCUCUUUAAUGUUUUAUUUUUUGCACUUAUUUAAUGUUUUUUUUAAAGGAUUUCUUAAAUUUGAAUGAAUUAAUUUGCUGAGUUUUUGUUUUCUUUCCUGGAGUGUGUUAAAUUUUUACGAGGAUAGAAAGAAAAAAAAAAACGUCAAUAACUCUUUAUUAUUUUGUCAAACAGAUAGCAUAAAUUUAAACUAUCCUCCCUUUGAAUUUGAAAAACGAAGUAGAAAAAAAAUGUUCAUGUUGUAAUUAUAAUACGGCCUCAGAUGUUUUGCAAUUUUCAGGUAAAUAAAGGUUGUUUUUUUUGGUCCUUUUUUAACACUUGUUUCGCUACAAACAUCGAUUUGAAUAUGAUCAUUACGAACUAAAAAAUAUCUUUUUGCUUGUAUAGUAAUUUUUGUUGUUCUUUUCUAUGUAUUCUAUGGACAUUUACUUAACAGACGAUGAUAAUAUAUCACUAUCUUGUUUGAGGUAUGAUCUUAUAAUUAUACUAGUUGAUACCUGCCGUAGCAAACAGCGGUGUACGAAUAUAAACGGUGAACGUUGAGAAGGAAAUUCAUGAGCUAAGAAGAAAAAAAUACUUCAUGAAAAAAGUGAACCUCUCUUGCUCAACACAAGAGUUGCGUCUAAAAUAAAUGCAAAUGUCCCUUUCGGCAAGCGGUUCACAUCUUCUCCGACGAAAAUGGCCUCAACAUCGGUGUGACAUGUCGGGACAUAACAUCGUUUUCAACAAAGCCCAGGGUUUUCUUUAAAACCAUUCGGACAUAUACUGUUGUGAUUGGCCUGAGCGAUUUCAAACAUGUGUUGAUAUGAUUAGGGAAGGGGUUCAGGAUUCUAAGCAUGGAAUCUAGCUGGAUGAGUAAAUUUUAGCUGCAUGCAGAAUGUGCUUUAUUUGUUUGAGUUUAUUUCAUUUUAUUCCACUGUGUCCAAAACGUACAACUGUCUAUAUACUGGAAAGAUAGCAGUGUUAGUGUAUAGUGCAGGCAUUUUUUAAUAAAUUUUCCAUUUAGUUGUAGAAAAGCAUGGUCCGUGACCUGGAGGUUGAGUUAUAUGUGCACCCAUGGAAGCAAACGCUAGAGAAGUGUUGUAUUCUCAAAUGUGUCCAUGAUAAUCUUUAGCUUCUGAAGUUUGAUGAGUAAAAAGUUGUUGUAAAGACACUGAUGGCUCCAGCCAAUGUGGUAACCCUACUUUCCAGUCGUGGCAGCAACUUGAAUACUUGCUAGAUGCAUUACACUCAGCAGGUCAGUAUAGCGCAUUAAAGUAUUUUCACUGCUGGCCUGGACUAUUAGUGUUGUACUCUUGUACGGUAAGACAUAAAUUAGGUUAAGUAUUACCCCUGGUACCGAGGAUUGUGUAUAUGUCUGUUGAGACUGCUUUUGUUUGGAAGCGUUGCAUUGUAGAUGUUGCAUCGCAAACGCUGUGAAUGACUUUUGAUGUGCUUCAUAAAAAAAACAUGUAGUGAACAUCUUAUUGCAUUUUUGGCACACGUAUAGUUUCGGCGAGCAAUUUUUUUUUCUUGUGUUUGCAUUUUGCGUUUGCGUUUGAAAUUAGUUUUGCGAUUGAAAAGUUUUGUUGCAGGAAUCGCACUGGAUGAAGGUGCUAAUGGAGUGGGAGUCAGGUAAUAUCUCAACGAGUAGAAAUUGUGUAUGUUUAUGAAGAGAGUUCUGCGUUGUGAAACAGUUAAUCCAAGUGUUACACCAAAACAAUUUGUCGGGCUUUUGUGUUUGGCUAGGCUUGAUUUUGUUUUAAAAGGUUUAAUACGAAUGUCGCAGAGGAAAGUUCUAGCAGCAGACGACACUGUCUGGAAGAGAAAAAUGUCUUAAGACAGAUGUUUUGGUUUGAUCAUCAAACAUUAUGUGCUUCUGUGGAGACAUGAUCGGAGUUGGUAGGAUGGCUUCAUAGUGGUCAUUGUCCAAUUGUCUUGAGUGCACUGUAGCAUUGAUAAUCUUAGAGAGAGUUUGAAUUUCGGGCUCACCACCAAAAACGACAGAUGUUGACAUGUAUUGAUAGUACUCUUGAUUUUUUGGUGAUAGCUUGAGUUGCAGUGAAAAGAAGUACAGGAAGAGCGUCUCCAAAUCUGUCCCAACGUGAUGCAACGAGUUCUACUGCCUUAUUGAGAGUGCACUGCCUUCAUCAACCGCUUGUGUCAAGAUAUAACUCAAUGCUAGGAACAGGCAGUAGCCGGAUCCCGGCACAGAGAUAACUUUGAACAAAUAUCCAUUGACAGAUAAAAUUUUAUGGUUCAUUUUAUAAUUCAUUUUAUUAACUAUUUAAGAAACCAAUGAUUCUUGUAGCAAGCAUCUCUUUAUUAAAAAAAAAAACUCCCAUACUAACACAUUUGCAAGACGCCAUUUGUUAUAUACAAAUAUGCGUCAAACAAUACACAGCAUCUGGCAAUGUGCGAACUCCAUGUACUAAAGUUACUUGACAAAUCCUGAACUCAAGUAACGCAUAUUUAAGAAUCCCAAUUUUUGCCACUCUCCUUCCCACAUGAUACUUACUUCAAACUUUUUAUUUCACGUCCAUGAACUAUGUUAAUAUUCCGAUAUCUAUUAAAUACCUUGAUGUCCCAACAACUUUUAAACCGAUUUUCGUUUUACAUCUUACUUAAAGUGAGAAGAUUUCAUUUUCCGAAAAGAAAGUAUAUCAUUUGGCUUAGUUAUCAUGAUUAUAUAUUGCGCGCUAUUGAACUCAUUAUUGAACAAUACUUUCUUACAAAAAUUGAGAUGAAUUAGACACACACAAUUUGUGUCAAUAUAACAAUAUAUGUUAAGAUUAAAUAAUAACUGUAUAUAAUACACAAAUAAACGUUAUGGCACAUGUCUUCAUUAGUAUAAAACAAAAGGUUUAUAUAAGUAUAAAACAAAUUAACAUAAUAUAUAUACACAUAUAUCCAACCCAAAAAUGAGAUAAAAAAUAGGAGUGGGCACAAAAGCCAGAAAGAAUCAAAAUAAAUAAGAAUGGAAAGGACGUGAUCUGGAAAAAAACAACAACAAAAAACGAAGCAGGAAAAAGACAUGGCAGCUGCGUAAAAUUGUGAAUUUGGUUUAUCUUGUUUGGAGUCAACGUAUAAAAUCUUGUCUUUAAUUUAUUCUCUCUAUAGAUCCUAUCAGGUGUGUUACUAGUAUACAGUAUACCAGUAACUGCGAUGUCUAAAAUUCCAUCAUUGUUAGGGCUAUUGAAAUGUUUGAAGACAAGACAGAGAGCUUGUUUAUUUAUGUCAUAGAGGUGUACUCUGAACCAGUUCUCAAGACGACGACCUGCCUCUCCCACGUAUAAUUUACACCUCUUUUACAAUAAUUGGUGUAAAUCACUUUGUGACUUGUGCAGGUAAAUCCAUCCUUUAUUCUGAAUAUUUUCAGAGGGAAAGUGAUAUUAUAAUCGUCAAUCACGUAGGGAUAUGUGUUACAUCGGCUAGGUUGCAACUUUUGGUGUUUUAAUGAGCUUCAAUAGCAGGGAGCCGGCUUCUAACUAGCAUGUCUCUAAAGAUGUUGUUCCUCCUGAAAGGAACAAGGGGAGGUUUUCUGAAAAUCUCAUUGGUGACAGUGUCUGCCAUAAGAAUUGAGCGGUGUUUCAUAACCAGAGAAAGAGCUUUUAGGUUACAGGGAUUAAAAGUUAAAAUACAUUUAGACCUAUGCCCAGUGUCAGAACGAGUAGCUUGAAAAUAAUCCUGUCUAGUCAUACCUUUAAUAUGAGUGACAGAUCUCGUUGUUGUUAUGAUGGAUUGCUGGUCAUUGUAGGAUAUUCAAUGUUUUACUUGUUGUGUGCUGCUGAGUGUUUUCCUGGAAAAUCUUGACUGUUAUUCAUAUUUUAUAUACCAGAAAUAGUUGACGGAAUUUUUAAAUUGCCAAGGUGAAUAAACUUAUAGCUUGCAACAAACCAGUUAGUGUUUAGUGUCUUUGUAUCCGUUUAUAUCAGUUGUACUGGCCCGUGGGACGAAGUGGGAGGAAAUACCCCCAAAAAAUAAUAAUCUGUCAUCAGGGUUAGAUGAGCACACGACAGUAAGAUCUACAUCUCGUCAUCUCUUCAAACAUUAAGAAUUAUUUGUAAUAUACUCUCAAACAAAUUCAAUAAUUAGGCAUCAGUCCACGUGUCACACUAGUAGCGUAAUAUAUAUUAUAUAUACAAGUUUAUAGAUUUUAAAAGUAUACUAUUAAGCUUGAAAUGAAGAGUCAAAUUAAUUAAUAUUCUCGUUAUCCUCUCAAUAUACUCAUUUAAAUUUAACAAACAUCGCUCGAAAGCUUCAAGGCUGCCCUGGUAUCUGCUAGGAGCUGUUCGACUAGCAACACAAUUCCCCCAACCGUUGCACAGAUGGCAGUAUAUGGAUGCAGCGACGAACACUACCAGAACCAGACCAUUGUAUUACAUGAAUUAACAAUAGUUUUUUUAAAGUAAUGUAUUUCCUUUUAUGUUCCUUGGUAUAGUUGGAGUAACCGUUAGCGAUUUGCCGCAAGACAUAAGGCGGGCUAGUGGAAAUGGUUUACCCUUAUCCUGGCGGUUCUUACGAUCCCAAGAAAACGGAAAGACAAUUGACGCUCAUCCCGGAAUCCCGAUAAAUCCUUUGGAAAAAAAUGCCAUUAACAUACGUAUUAUAAAUAGACUAUGCAAGAGGUUUUUUUUUUUAUAAUGGCUUGAUUGCUACAGCGUAUUAAUGUAUGAACACCGAAGUUAAGGGUAGAUGACAGGUUGAUCCCUUGCACCAAGUUGUUAUACUCUCCCCUGCCUGGUCCUAGUCAUUAGUAACUAGUAUUGACUUUCGCAUUUUUAAAACAUCACACGUUCUAGUCGCGAAUAACUUACGAAAUAUUUACAACUACUUGUAACAAGGGUUAGAUUUAAUUAAACCACAGAUACAAUUGUUAACACAUGUACCUAUGUAUGUAGAUAUCAUACUAUGUUGAUUUUAUAAGGUACAAAAGUCAUCCACGUAAUACGAUGAUAUUUUUACACAUGACCAGCCUGGUAUAAUAUAAAGGUGGUUUGACCUUCUUGUUAAAAUAUAAUGUUAGUUUAACAAAUGAACAGUCUGGUACAAUAUGAAGAUAGUUUGACAAAUGACAGAAUGGUAUAAAAAAUGUUCUAAGACAGUUUUUUGCAAAGUCAUUGGUCAAAAGGUCCAAAAAUCCCCAGCAGGAUGAUUAUAACAUUUUCUAGAGCAAAAUUUCUUUUCCAGAACAUGUCAAGAACCAUAUUUUCGGAGCAAAAACCGAUUUGUGGCUGACUUGGCCGAGCCGCAGUCAGGGGCGCUAAAAAGCCGCAUGCGGCUCGUGGGCCUUGAUUUUUCGACCACUGUUCUAGGGCAAAGAUGGCUAGAUCUUGAAUACGGUAGUGAAGAGAUUCAUGUUAGGUCGUCGGGUGACACAAUACGCUAAAAGAAAUGUUGGUCUAGUACAUAAAUAAAUUGGAGAUAUUUUUUUUCAAAACCAUCUGAGCAUCUGUCCCUGGUUAAAGUGAUCAGCUGUAGCAAUCUAUAACUUGCUGAGAUUUUUUUAAACGUAUAAUGAUAGUCAUUACUUGGGUUUUACGCUGAUGGAACUUUUUCCUAACUAUCAUCCCAGAUCCCGGGGUUCUAUGAUCCCGUUUGAGAAACACUAAUGGAUGUCAAUGUGGUGGGCUUCGAAUUUAUUCCUUAACACAGUAAAUCCACUGACUGAUUGAUCGUCCUCUGUCAUUUAAUCCGGAGGGUGAGGUAAUUUUAAUGGCUAUAAUUUAAAAUUGUACUUUCUUUUCUCUUUUUUUUCCUCAGGAAAAUGCAACAGAAAAGAUUCCUAUUAUGUCCAUGGCGCUUGUUUCUUUCUAAGACAACAGAAAGCUACCUAUGAUAAUGCUAAGGUAAAAUAGGCGAAAAUUUUAAUGAACACUUUUAUUCUUCUUAAAAACGUUGCCUUUAAAAAAAAAAAAAAAAAAAAAAAAAUGAAAUACGAAAAAAAAAUGAUGCUUUUAAUCGUUAGCGUUGACUUCAGUUUUUAUGUAAAUUAAAAUAUUAUUUUAAUCCUAAAUACAAACUUCAUUUAAUAUUCAGCCACUUAUGCAUCAUGCUUAUAUUCUUUACUUAGAUUUCACUUCAUAGAUUAAAAUUUUACAUUAAUUGUUAAAGGAACAGUAUUCAUGUCAGAGUAGAUGUGUUACAUUUAGCAUAGGUGUGUAGGCUUGCAGCCAUUUUACUUUUUUUUUAUAUUAUAAAACAAAAUUAAUUUAUGUGCAAUUAAAAAAAGGGGGCAUAGAAAACCCGAGCACAAUUAAGUAGGAUCGAACGUAGAACUGCAGAACGUACAGGUCAAUCGCACGGCUGCCAUGCAUGCAUUUAAAUACAUCGUUUUUAUACUGCAUGUUUUAAAUGAUAUUACUCUUACCCCCCCCCCCCCCGCCCCCCGGGCCACUUUUUCCCCAUAAAGGCUGAAUGCAUAACAGAAGGAGGUGAGCUGGCUUUGGUUAAAACAGAACAACAUUUGAAUAAAAUACCUGAACUUAGGCAAAUAUUUAAGCAUCGUAAGUAUUUUUAAUGCACAUAAUAUAUUAACUUUAUUUUUAUUUUUUUUUUGAAAUGCUGACUGUAUUAAUUAUGAGACAAAUAACCAUUCAGUUACUGUGGAUUUGUGAUAAUAGUUUAUGACUAUAAUGAAUUCUUAAACUUGAACGGGCAUGGGGGAGAAUUUCAAGCGUUUUAAUUACUUGUAUAAAAACGUAUAUUUUAAAUUAUUGAUAUGAUUAAAAUUCAUUAUUUAAAAGCUUAUAACUCAAGCAACAGGAAUAAUAAUAAAGAUAACUUUAAUGCUAAUAAUAAAUUGAUCCUUGCAACGCCUCUAACAAUAGCAGAACUUUUCUUAUGUCUGUUCAUCUUCAGUGGAGUCAAGCCCUGGCAGAAAAAAAAAAAUAAUAGCGUAAUUACGUUAGAAUACGAAGGUAUUUAUUUCUUAGAAAGAAAAAAAAUGGUGUGGCUCAGUUCCCGAGCGUUACUGCAGGGCUCAAUCCCUGAUUUAAAAAAACAACAACUUAAAGCCGAUGAAGAUUGUCUGAACCACAAUAUCGAAACAAUUCAUCAGAACAUUAAUUAAAAUGUUGCUCUUUAUCAAAAAUAUAAAUAAUUGAAUCUUAUAAUACAAUCAAUUACAUUUUGUACGAUGAAUUAUACAGUACUCCAUUGGUGUGUGUCUCUCUGUGGGCGUGCUUGUGCGUAUGGCUGUGAUGGUGUGUGUCUCUCUGUGGGCGUGCUUGUGCGUAUGGCUGUGAUGGUGUGUUUCUCUGUGGGCGUGCUUGUGCGUAUGGCUGUGAUGGUGUGUUUCUCUGUGGGCGUGCUUGUGCGUAUGGCUGUGAUGGUGUGUCUGAGUCUGAGUGUUGUUGUGGAUAUUGUAUUUACUAGCAAAAUUGAGAAAAAUGAAACUUUUGACCAAACAAAAAAAAAAAUACCUCUUAAAACAUAUCCAUUUUUUUAAUUUUUUUAAAAGACAACGGCGCAUACCAGGAUAGAGAAAAAAGUUACUAUGCAAUUAUUGAGACGUGCUCUGGCUUAACUACGUCUGUUUUCUUGCAGCUUAUAACGUUUGGAUUGGCGCACGGUACAAUGUAAAGAGCGGUAAAUGGAUCUCCGAAGCGACGGGGGCACCAGUGUUUGGCCUGGGUCAAUUUGUUGGCUCAAUAGGCAAACCCAAAGAGGACUCUUGUGGAGCCGUAUUGAUGGGCUAUGGAGACAGGUGGAUCGAUGCACGAGCGUGUAAAUCAACGUUUGUAUUUCUUUGCACGGAGCGAAGAGGCAAGUAAAGUGUUUUGAUAUGGAAUGUUUACGUUACAUCUCUUUUUUUUUUUAGCUUCUUUCUUUCUUAAAUGUAUGUUUGGUUGUUAAAAUAGUAACAUGUGUGUAACCAAGUAUAGAAUAAAAUGUGAAUGGUAUAGUAAAACUUAUGGCUGGAUAAUUAUUCAGGAAAUUCAAUUUUAAAACCUUUAAGUAACUAAAGAAAUGGAUUUUUAAUUAUAUUAAUGGUGUAUGUAAGAGAAAGGAACUUAUUAACACAUAAUUUGAUUUAUUUAAAAUAUAUUUUAAAAAAUUUAAUUCAAAGUAUAAUAUAUUAAAAACAUUUUUUUUUCUGAAAAUUAUGCACUAUUUUUUAUCAUUUGAUUUUUAAAUAAUGGAUACAAAAUUUCAUAAUUCAUUAUUUUACUUAAAGGAAAAAUUAGCGAAACUACGCACAAUAUUUAAAACAUUCAGAUCUUUUUUAAAGUAUCUUUAAAUUUGAAAAAAAAAAUUCGAAUUUAAUAUUUUUUUUUUUUUAAAUUUACACUACGAUCGUAUAUUUUUGUUUACAUAGUUUUAUCUUAAAAUGUGAAAGAUGUAUUGCGAAGUCCAUCAAUGAUGAGUAAAUAAGAAGGCCAUAACUACACCUCCCAGACAAAAAAGAAUAUUGUAACGCCAUAUCCACACUAACUUCCUUAGAAUAAAGUGAGGACAAUCCCAAUGAACAGACAGACAUCUUAAAGACCUCUCAACACUUCCGACUUAAAGUGUUCCUCUUUUCUCUUCCACAGUUUCCCCAGUUAGCCCGACCUGCAUUUCCGAAAUGAUUUCUGCAAGUGAAGCUACAAAUUCUACAAACGAGGAGAAUAUGGUUCCAGACACUCCAGGGGCUGACAUAAACACUUCAAAGGAAAUAUCGUCUGAAAUAACCGAAAAGGACAAUGGAAUAUCGUCUAGCCCUGAAAACGGAGAGAAAGCAGAAGCCCACACCUAGCUCUAAAAAAAAAAGAUAAAGAAGGAGCUAACACGCCUAUAUCAGUAAACACAGAGAAAGUAGAAGUCAACACACCUAGAACUGAAAACACAGAAACCGUAGAAAUUGGUAUGAAAACAAAGAGAUCGUUCAAACAAGCUCACCUUGUAAAGUUUCCUCAAUUAAAGUCGCCAGUCAAGUGUCUAGAUGUUAUAAAAAUAUUAAUAUACAACACACCAUAACAUUAUUUGCCAAAAGCGAAGACGGUAGCACCACUUAGGGAAAUUUCAUCUUUUUUCCCUUAAGUAAAAAAUUUUAAACAAAGUCUACAACACAAUUUAUUUGCAAUGGAUAUCAAAUGAAUAAAUGAAACAAAUUUUAAUUUUUAGAAAAAAAAAAUUGAAGCUAUGCAACAAAUAUUGCUUAAUGUAUUUGAAUGAUACAUUUUAGUCAUUUGAUUUCAACUAGGGUAUGAAC